Zychaea mexicana is the source of this 1276-nucleotide messenger RNA. Its product is annotated as S-adenosyl-L-methionine-dependent methyltransferase. The record is from RefSeq and is a predicted model, not a curated record. Bases 231 to 968 code for a protein of 245 amino acids. The transcript has 7 exons. Gene Ontology annotation, molecular function: methyltransferase activity. Lineage: Eukaryota; Fungi; Mucoromycota; Mucoromycetes; Mucorales; Lichtheimiaceae.
CGGUCGACGAUUUCAUGACAUCGAAAACGUCUCGUAUUUCUUCCCUAACGACAAUGAUGGUGCGUAUCGUAACGGGAUACAUAUCGUAUCACUAUCAUUAUCAUUAUCGUCACGUAGCAUGCGCUUUUGUUUUCGCGGAAGGAAACUAUUUACAUUAUUAUCACUGAACGUGCUAUUUCAUUAUAGAGGUUGACCGGCUUCAUCAGCAACAUUGGAUUGUCCGUCAUAUUAUGAAAGGAAACUUCCAGUCGCCAAUGGAAGAGAAACUGAAAGAGGGAAUUAUGGUCUUGGACUCGGGAUGCGGUCCUGCUACAUGGUCCUUGGAUAUGGCCGAAAUGUAUCCCCAAUCAACGUUUUACGGUGUCGACGUGUAUCCAGUCUUUCCUAAUGAAGUGAAACCGCAAAACUGCCACUUCCAGGCAUGUAACGUCGCCGAAAAACUACCAUUCCCUGAUAACCAUUUUGAUUUCAUUCACCAACGAUUGCUUAUUUUUGGCCUUACCCGAGCAGACUGGAGAAAUGCGAUUAAGGAACUUGUUCGCGUUUUAAAACCAGGCGGAUAUCUGGAAAUUCUCGAGUGUGAUAUUGAAUUUGAGAAUGAAGGACCAAUGCAACAUCGAGUAAUGAGUGCCAUUUUCCAAGCAUUUGUGAAAAAGGAUAUGAGUCCUUCAGUCUCACGAGAGCUUGGUCCAGAAUAUCUGGAACCGAUUGAACAAUUACAAGAUAUCAAGGACAAGGUCGUUUCUUUUCCUAUGAAUCAUGGAGGAAAGCUUGGAUCAUUAUUCUGGGACGAUUUUCGACACGCAUGUGAAGCUCUACAUGCCUGGGUUAUGAAAGAAGAUGUUGAAUUUGAGGACCUUGAAGUAUACAAACAAUUUUUGGGCGAAUGUGCGCAAGAGUGUAGCGAGUACAAAACCAACAUGCCCUGGCAUUGUUACUCUUGCCAAAAGAAACCUGAAUCUGCGUAGACAGACGAGAAGGGAAAAAUUACCCAUCAAUCGGUUCCAUUACUUACCAACAGCGAUGUGGCAAAGAAUAUGAUGUAAACUAUAUCCACCUCCGUAUUACUUUUAUUUUUCUCUUCCUCCCCCACAAAAUAGGUGGCAAUCCUUUACACGUAACAUUUUUUUAUAGCUAAUAGCUUUUUUUACAUACAAACUGCACUGCUAAUAUACACACAUUGAACAAAACCACUAUGUAAUCCUUUCUUCCUCCCCCAAACUUUUCCAAGCAAUGUGUAAAUUUGCUUGAUGUAUUUUAAUAAAAACACAUACCG